UUUCCCUCGCACCCCCAAAUCCCAGCUCGUCGCCUCCCUCGCCUGAGUCGUCGUCAUCGCUUGCUCUCCGUCACCUGCGUCGUAGUUGCCGGCUCUCCCUCGUCGUCCUCGCCGGCUCUCCUUCAACAUGGCAUUUUUAUUCACUGGCGGCCGAAUCUGAAGCAGCGGGAGGAGCUGCAGUUGGUACUGGUCUGUAUGGUGGAGAGGAGUGAUUGGAGAAGAUGAUGGUGAUGGAUUUUUGGCGGCAGCGAGGAGCAGCGGGAGGAGAAGCUGCUUCAGCGGCGGCGAGGAGCAGAGGGAGGAGAAGCUGCUUCAGCGGCGGCGAGGAGCAGAGGGAGGAGAAGCUGCUUCAGCGGCGGCGAGAAGCUCCUCCGACCACCAUCUGCUGCUGCUUCUACUUCCCCGACGAUGGUUUAAAUGUUGCAGAUUUACUGAAGAUGCGGCUCCUGAUCAUGUGGGUCGUCAAGAUUCUUGAUGUGGUUGAAGCUCCUGAAGAUGUUGAUCAUGUGGGUGCUGAUCGCAUGCUGCUGUGUCUGCCUCUUAGCUGUGUUGCUUUUCCUUGCUCUGGGCGAUGCGAGGAGUACCUGGGAGAGGAGCAACUGGGCGCGAGGAGGAGGGCCAGGGUGCGGCGACGACAAGGCUGGGCGCGAGGAGGGGCGCGGCCAGGCGACGGGGAUGAGUUCCUGGACGAACGGCUGACGAGGGGGCGAGCGCCUGGAUGCUCUCUUUGCAUGCUGUUACCAUCUCCUAGCAGUAUAAACGAAUAUACAGAUUGA
Molecule: messenger RNA, 776 nt
Organism: Triticum dicoccoides
Lineage: Eukaryota; Viridiplantae; Streptophyta; Magnoliopsida; Poales; Poaceae
Exons: 3
Coding region: 222-776 (184 amino acids)
Source: RefSeq, a predicted model, not a curated record